AUGUGGCGUCAAUUCGGAUCACUCCGCGGUCUCGACCACUGUCCGCGGCGGCCGCUAGAGGUCUGGAAGAUGGCGUUUGGUGGGGCCGGGAAGGGAGACAGGGACGAGCUGUGGAGUAUCUUGAACAUUUCAACGAUUCAUUCUAUUCGCAGCCCUUCCCAAUCUAUUCAUCCGAUGGAUAGCAACAAUGAAUCUUUCUGGCGCACAGCCUCCCAUGCAAACGCAGCCCAGCAGUUCAAUGAGGGUGAUAUCAUCAUGGCUGUCAUGGGCGUUACAGGAGCUGGCAAGAGCACCCUCAUCUCGAAAUUAAUCGGCGACGACUCCGGGGCUGUGCCUGUUGUUGGCCAUGGGCUCCAGUCUGAGACCAAGCUCACCGACGUAUAUCAAUUCCAUCACAAGGUUCACGGCACCAUUCACUUGAUCGAUACGCCUGGCUUUGAUGAUACCCAUGCAUCUGAUGCCGAGGUGCUCCGAGAGAUUGCCUCCUUCUUGUCCUCCACCUAUCAGACAAAGGUCAAACUGAGCGGCAUCAUAUAUCUUCACCGUAUAUCAGACAACCGCAUCUCAGGGUCUGCCCUUAGAAAUCUGCGUAUGUUCAAAGAAUUGUGUGGUGAGGAUGCCUACAAACAUGUUGUGCUAGCUACCAGCAUGUGGGGCAAAGAAGACCAUGAGAAAGCUCUCGGACGUGAGAGAGAACUUGUCGCUGAGGGCGGAUUCUGGAGCACAAUGAAGGAGCGAGGAAGCUCUGUCAUGCGUUGGCUGGGUGACUCUGUCUCGGCGCAUGAAAUUAUUGAGCACCUGCUAUUAGCACGUUCUAGGCAUGGAGUCGUAUCUCUGAAAAUCCAGCGAGAGCUGGUGGACGAGGGCAAGAGACUUGUGAACACUUCAGCAGGCCAGGAGGUGAAUCGAGAGCUGAGUGAGCUGCGGGAGAAGAUGGAGAAUGAGCUUCGACGCAUACAGGAGGAGAAUAAGGAAGCAAUGGCGUCGAAGGACAUCGAGUGGCAGCAGUCGCUCGUCGAGCAACGGCUCCUGCUCGAAAAGCAGCGUCUCAUGGCGGAGCAGAGCCAAGAGGCGCUGAAAGUGGAUUUUCACCGGCUGCUUGCCGAGACCGAUGAAAAGUAUCGAAUCGAGAUGAGUCGUAUAUUAGAGGAGCUGAAAAGGGCAGAGGAGGAGAUGCAUCUGGCUCAUAAAUUGGGCGAGGAGAAAGACCAGGCGGUGAAGGCGCUCGAAGCCCAGAUGUCCGGCGCUGGGACGGCGCAGGAGCAAGCGGAGCUACGAGAGAAGAUCAUGCGGGAGCUGGCUGAUAUGGAGGCGGCCAGGACUAAGGAGGAACAUCUACGAGAAGAGAUAGAGACGAAAACUGAUAGGUGGAACAAAAUCGUGCUGUGGAUGAAGAAGGUGGGAGAGCUGGUUGUUCCAAUUCUGGGGGCUGUAGUGGCAUCAAGCAUUUCGGGGGCUGUUUCAGGGGCGAUUCAGUCCUUGUAA
Molecule: messenger RNA, 1485 nt
Organism: Diaporthe amygdali
Lineage: Eukaryota; Fungi; Ascomycota; Sordariomycetes; Diaporthales; Diaporthaceae
Exons: 4
Coding region: 1-1485 (494 amino acids)
Molecular function (GO): GTP binding
Source: RefSeq, a predicted model, not a curated record